ACUCCCCGGACGCACGCAGGCCUUGAGCCCCCCAGCUUCCGUGCCCCCUCAGCCCUGAAACUUGGAGCAGGGUAGGGGUCCAGCAUGAAGCCCCCGGACCGCCCCGCCCCUGGCCGCACUGACCGGAUACUGGGGGUCAUGGGGGGCAUGCUGCGCGCAUGCGCCCUACCUGGGCAGGCGGGGCCCCCGAAGAGAAGCCACCUAGGGCCAGGAGGGACCGAGCCACAGUCUGACUGUACCGAGGGGCAUCAGAAAGGGGAGCGCGAACGUGAGGUUCCCGCCUGGGCUCCGCUGCCCGAAUCCUAUUCCAUUGCUGGCAGUGAGGGGAGUAUCUCAGCUUCAGCUGCUUCGGGUCUGGCUGCCCUCUCUGGCCCCAGCUCUGGCCUCAGCUCUGGCCCCUGUUCCCCGGGCCCCCCAGGGCCAGUCAGUGGCCUGAGAAGAUGGUUGGGUCAUUCCAAACAUUGUCUCAGUGUGGAAACUGAGGCAGACGGUGGCCAGGCUGGACCAUAUGAGAACUGGAUGCUGGAACCAGCUCUAGCCACUGGAGAGGAGCUGCCAGAACUGACCCUGCUGACCACAUUGUUGGAGGGCCCUGGAGAUAAGACACAGCCACCUGAGGAGGAGACCCUAUCACAGGCCCCUGAGAGUGAGGAGGAACAGAAGAAGAAGGCUCUGGAAAGGAGUAUGUAUGUCUUGAGUGAACUGGUAGAGACAGAGAAAAUGUAUGUGGACGACUUGGGGCAGAUUGUGGAGGGUUACAUGGCCACCAUGGCCGCUCAGGGGGUCCCAGAGAGUCUUCGAGGCCGUGACAGGAUUGUGUUUGGGAACAUCCAGCAAAUCUAUGAGUGGCAUCGAGACUAUUUCCUGCAGGAGCUGCAGCGGUGUUUGAAGGAUCCUGAUUGGCUGGCUCAGCUAUUCAUCAAACACGAGCGCAGGCUGCAUAUGUACGUGGUGUACUGCCAGAAUAAGCCCAAGUCCGAGCACGUGGUGUCAGAGUUUGGGGACAGCUACUUUGAGGAACUCCGGCAGCAGCUAGGGCACCGCCUGCAGCUCAAUGACCUCCUCAUCAAACCAGUGCAGAGGAUCAUGAAAUACCAGCUGUUGCUCAAGGAUUUUCUCAAAUAUUACAGUAGAGCUGGGAUGGAUACUGAAGAGCUGGAGCAAGCUGUGGAGGUCAUGUGCUUUGUACCCAAGCGCUGCAAUGACAUGAUGACCCUGGGGAGACUUCGGGGGUUUGAGGGGAAACUGACUGCUCAGGGGAAGCUCUUGGGCCAGGACACAUUCUGGGUCACAGAGCCUGAGGCUGGCGGCCUGCUCUCCUCCCGGGGUCGAGAGAGACGUGUCUUCCUCUUUGAGCAAAUCAUCAUCUUCAGCGAGGCCCUGGGAGGAGGAGUACGAGGUGGAACGCAGGCUGGAUAUGUGUACAAGAGCAGCAUCAAGGUGAGCUGCCUGGGACUGGAGGGGAACCUCCAAGGUGACCCUUGCCGCUUUGCACUGACCUCCAGAGGGCCAGAGGGUGGGAUCCAGCGCUAUGUCCUACAGACUGCAGAUCCUGCGGUCAGUCAGGCCUGGAUCAAGCAAGUGGCUCAGAUCCUGGAAAGCCAGCGGAACUUUCUCAAUGGUGAAGCUCUCACCCUCCCUCCCCCACAUGUUCCUUCGGCCCUUUGACCUCCUGAAUCCCUCCCUCACUGCCUAGUCUCCAAUCCCUGCCC
This is a messenger RNA of Panthera uncia (snow leopard), 1712 nucleotides long. Its product is annotated as rho guanine nucleotide exchange factor 25-like. Gene Ontology annotation, biological process: axon guidance. The transcript has 14 exons. Gene Ontology annotation, cellular component: plasma membrane; cytoplasm. NCBI's taxonomy places the organism in Eukaryota, Metazoa, Chordata, Mammalia, Carnivora, Felidae. Gene Ontology annotation, molecular function: guanyl-nucleotide exchange factor activity. The record is from RefSeq and is a predicted model, not a curated record. The coding region runs from base 85 to 1668 and encodes 527 amino acids.